This is a messenger RNA of Zingiber officinale, 1870 nucleotides long. RefSeq names its product S-adenosylmethionine decarboxylase proenzyme-like. The record is from RefSeq and is a predicted model, not a curated record. Gene Ontology annotation, molecular function: adenosylmethionine decarboxylase activity. NCBI's taxonomy places the organism in Eukaryota, Viridiplantae, Streptophyta, Magnoliopsida, Zingiberales, Zingiberaceae. Gene Ontology annotation, cellular component: cytosol. Gene Ontology annotation, biological process: spermine biosynthetic process; spermidine biosynthetic process. The transcript is spliced from 3 exons. The coding region runs from base 485 to 1678 and encodes 397 amino acids.
GAUCCGCCGCUUGGCUAGGGUUUCCUCGUUCGCCAUUGUUGUUCUUCCCUUCGUUGAGCACGUCCUCUCGCUUCAGGAGAGAUCGUUCCUUUGAUCUAGAGACGAGAGAUCGAGGAGCGGAUCAACGCCGUACUUAGCAGAUUCUUCAAAUUAUUUAUAGUAUCGUGAAUGAUUAUUUAAUGGAGUCAAAAGGUGGCAAGAAAUCUAGUAGUAGUUCAUUACAAUACGAAGCUCCCCUUGGCUACCUCAUUGAAGACGUUCGACCGUACGGAGGAAUCAAGAAGUUCCAGUCUGCUGGCUACUCCAACUGUGUGAGGAAGCCAUCCUGAUAUUCUUUCGCUUGCUCUCCUGUUCAGUAGAGUAGGAUUUCUUAAGCGUGUUCGACCUUUGUUCCUCCUCUUUUCUACAACUCUCUGGCUUGCUGUCUUCUAGUAAUCAAACCUCUCUCAGUCUCUCCUCCCCGCUUUCUUGUCCGUCCUCAGCAAUGGCAUUGACGACGAUGACUGGCUCUCCUGACCUUGCUCUUGUUUCUGCAAUCGGGUUCGAGGGGUUCGAGAAACGCUUGGAGAUCACCUUCUCUGAGGCAUCAAUCUUCGCUCGCCCUCAUGCCCAUGGCCUGCGCUCCCUCUCUCGGGCACAGAUUGACUCUGUUCUGGAUUUGGCAUGCUGCACCAUCGUGUCUCAAUUGGCUAACAAUGACUUCGACUCCUACGUACUCUCCGAGUCGAGCCUCUUCGUCUACCCUUACAAGAUCAUCAUCAAGACUUGCGGGACCACAAAGCUCCUCCUUUCCAUUCCUAGAAUCCUCGAGCUUGCAGCAGAGCUUUCGCUCUCUCUUCAAUCCGUUAAGUACUCUCGGGGAACCUUCAUCUUCCCGAGCGUGCAACCAGCCCCGUACCACAGCUUCUCUGAAGAAGUUUCUGUCCUCAAUGGCUUCUUCGGCGACCUCAAGUCCGGUGGCAAUGCUUAUGUUAUCAGUGAUCCCUUAAUGCCGGACCGCAAAUGGCACAUCUACUAUGCUACUGAGAAGCCCGAGCAUCCUAUGGUCACUCUGGAGAUGUGUAUGACUGGAUUGGACACUGGACGAGCUUCCAUCUUCUUCAAGAACAAUGUUGCUGCUUCUGCCACUGAGAUGACGAAGUUCUCAGGGAUCUCUGAAAUCAUCCCUGAGAUGGAAAUCUGCGACUUCGACUUCGAGCCUUGCGGCUACUCCAUGAACGGGAUAUCUGGGCCAGCACUCUCUACCGUCCAUGUAACACCAGAGGACGGUUUCAGCUAUGCAAGCUACGAGGCCAUGGGGUUCCACCCUGAGUCCCAAUCAUACAACGACUUGGUCGAAAGGGUCCUCUCCUGCUUCGGCCCUUCUGAAUUCUCUGUUGCUGUCACCAUAUUUGGAGGACGUGAGCAAGCUGCCUCAUGGGGAAAGGAAGUUGACGUAUAUGGUUACAAUUGCGGGGAAAUGAUAGAGCAGGAGCUGCCUGACGGAGGAUUACUGAUCUACCAGAGUUUUUCUGCUUCCCCUGUGACAGCUCCUGUGUCACCGAGGUCCAUCUUGCACCCCUGGGAAAGAGAGAACCAGGAGAGUAUUGCGACUGCAAAGGAUGAGGAUGAGCUUCUGAUGAUGAUGAUGAUGGAGAAGGGAAGGAAAGCUGAGAGUCAGGAAAUUCAAGUGUUUUAGCAGCCAGCCAAACUGUUUUUUUUUUUCUUCAUGUUUUUCUUUGUUUAGUUCUUUCAUGCUGUGAAGAAUAAAUGCUCUAGGUGGUUUGCUAUGUCUGCCACAAUGAGCAAAAAUGCAUAAUUUUGUGCUGUUCAAGAGAUCUUGUUGCUGAUGGAACAGUUUGGAUGUCUUAAUUAUGUUCUUUAUACUAAA